AUGCAAGCCAUGGCAUGCUGCACCAUGUUCAAAACAUGUGCCAAAGACCCUUUCUCUUACUCUCACAUCAACUUGACCACAUCUGUCAGCAACGUUAGUAAUAAAAUUGUGCGUACCAUGAUCCGUCGGGCUGGAAAGGAACUCAGAUCCCUUGAACUUGGUCAUGUUGUUCGCUCAGAUAACUCUACUACGCCUUUGCUUACCGGAAAAUGUCUUGCCCCGCUAUCCGAUAAUGAUGGAUUUAUUGGGAAAUGCUUGAGAAGCAUACACCUUUACGAUGUCAAAUCUCUGCAAAACAGUCUCUCUAUUGAUGCGUUGGCAGCUUGUUCAAACAUCACUGAUUUGAAGAUUGUUGGAUCGUAUAAGCCACCCGAGAAGCUACUUAAAUCACUGGCAACAAAAUGCUGCUUCAUAGAGCACCUGUUCUUGGAGACCUAUGGUUUCCCUUCAAGUAGAUCAAGAAAAGUUUCAAGAGCCUUGGUAGAUUUCUUGACCAACAAUCCAAACUUAACCUCGCUAACACUCAUAGGUUUCAGACUAAAUGAUGCAACGGCCCAAAUUCUUGUUGAGAGUGCACGUAAACUCGAAUACAUGAAUCUGUCUAGAAACCCUACAAUCAAGGGUCACUUUUUGAGACAUAGUUGCAAAGACAGUUUGGUCAAGACUUUAAUAUUGCGUGACUGCCUUUUACUAGAGGAGAAAGAAGUUUUGCAGUUUCUGAAUUCGCUAUCCACAGGAAACUUCAGAUUUAUUAAGCACAUUGACAUUACAAAUUACCGUGGCUUGUUGUCUGAUGGCCGCAAAAGCUCUUUCAAUCCAAAGUAA
This is a messenger RNA of Microthlaspi erraticum, 825 nucleotides long. NCBI's taxonomy places the organism in Eukaryota, Viridiplantae, Streptophyta, Magnoliopsida, Brassicales, Brassicaceae. The record is from the annotation of a GenBank genome assembly.